CUCUGGGGCGAAUCCCUGCCGACGUCACUCCGAGUCCCCUUAUAAGUAGGCAGAGCAGAGACUCUGAUUAUACUCGAGCAAAACCGCUUUUUCAGGCUGCAACAACUCUUCAAACCAAGGAUUAUUGGAUUGCCUUCAUUGGAUUUAAUUGCCAGCACUGAACUCUCGGUUUAAGCACAAUGACAUUGAACAAGGGUGACAAAUUGCGGAACAUGGAGAAGAGAAGAGGGAGCAUGCCGUUCCCCAUGAAUGUACCAAACCUACACCGGAGAAGCAUGCCCGUGGACGACCGGGACCUGCGCGCCACGAUGCCACAGACAGGGCAAACCGACGAGCUGUCCAACCUCCUGCGCUGCACGUCCUACUCGCCGAAAGAGCAGCACCGAGGCAGCUGCGCGUCGGACUCCUCCGAUUCUGUCAUCUCCACCGGCAGCGAAGCGGAGUCCCAGGUUUACAAGGUGGUUCUCCUCGGCGAGCACGGUGUCGGCAAGUCCAGCCUAGCGCGCGUCUUUGGAGGUGUUGAGGAUGCUGGUCACGAUUGCGAUGAAACAGGAAACACUUAUGACAGAUCUGUGGUAGUGGAUGAAGAAGAGUCAUCCAUUGUGUUGUAUGACAUCUGGGAACAGGAUAACAGCCAGUGGCUGAAGGAACAGUGCAUGAGGAUGGGAGAUGCCUACAUCAUUGUGUAUUCAGUGACAGACAAAUCAAGCUUUGAGAAGGCAUCAGAGCUGCGUAUUCAGUUGCGUCGGGCCAGGCAGUCAGAGAACAUUCCCAUAAUCCUUGUGGGCAACAAGAGUGACCUGGUGCGGUCCAGAGAAGUGUCUGUAGAUGAGGGGAGUGCCUGUGCAGUGGUAUUUGACUGCAAGUUCAUUGAGACAUCAGCAUCCCUUCACCACAAUGUGCAGGAUCUAUUCGAGGGCAUCGUCAGACAGAUCCGCUUGAGGAAAGACAGCAAGGAGGAGAACGCGCGACGCAUGGCCAACUGCAGGCGUAGAGAGAGCAUUGGCAAGAAGGCCAAACGGUUUCUGGGCCGCAUGGUUGCACGCAAGAACAAGAAGAUGGCAUUCAGGCAGAAGUCAAAGUCCUGCCAUGACCUAACAGUUCUCUGAGGAAAAGAUGGGACAGAUGGACAUUUUUUUCCUUUGGCCUCUGAAGACCAGAAGCUGUGUGUGUUUUAACACUAACCCUAAAGGACUAAUAGAGCUGUACAGACCUAUAUUUUUAUUUUUUAGACACCAACCAAAAGCAAAGAGAGGACUUAAUUAGUAAAAAGAACGACUGACAUUAUUCAAGUCAUAUCAUGAUGGUGAUAACCUGCAUGAAGCUUCGCAAACAUUUAUUUUAUUUCAUUUUGUUUGUUUGUUUGCCUUAAACAUGUUGCUGUCAUAACAUGAUCAGUAUGUAUGAUAAAUCCACAAAGGCUUGUUAUUUCUAAUGAGUUGCAAAAAUUGCCUUGCUGUUGGGUUAUUGUUGUGCUCCUUUAGUGGAGGGGAUUGAUGUAUAUACUAUAACUUGAAUGAUGCUGAAUGCAACAUACAUCUCAUUAUCCUAAAAGACAUGGUAAAGGAUCACAAUACUAGGUAAUCCAGAGUUAUAUUUACUUGAAACGUGGUACGCAGGUUCGUGCCUUGGCCAAGUUACUAAGGACUAGUCAAAGAGAAGGGGAAUCUUUCUGUGUUGUUCCAUAACAUUGAAUUCAGGUUGUGAAUGUAUGAGUUAAGCAAUAAGUUAUUUUAGUGUUGUGAAACUUGACAUUAUUUGGAAAUUCUUUGUUUACGUUGAUUUCCUUUUUCAAUAAAAUAUAAAAUCAAAACAUAAAA
Molecule: messenger RNA, 1820 nt
Organism: Micropterus salmoides (largemouth bass)
Lineage: Eukaryota; Metazoa; Chordata; Actinopteri; Centrarchiformes; Centrarchidae
Gene: rrad
Product: Ras-related associated with diabetes
Exons: 5
Coding region: 180-1109 (309 amino acids)
Biological process (GO): negative regulation of high voltage-gated calcium channel activity
Cellular component (GO): plasma membrane
Molecular function (GO): GTPase activity; GTP binding; calcium channel regulator activity
Source: RefSeq, a predicted model, not a curated record